AUGAAUCCCAUUCGAAGUCUAAGACUACUCCCACGAAGUUCAGGUCCCAUCAAAAACAACUGGACCUGCUCACAAUGCCGACACUACGCGACACCUCCUCCAACCACCCUCCCAGCGCCUCCCCUGCUCCUCAAGAUCCGGAAAGACCUCAAGAAUGCCAUGAAAGACAAAGACACGAACCGGCUGAAUGUACUCAGAGGCCUAUUAGCAGAUGUCACGGCUUCGGCGAAGACGAAUCGCCCGAUCAAAACAGAUAUGGAAUUGCUUUCGAUACUACGGAAACGAGCAGCAUCGGCCAAGCAGGCGAGUAAUGAGUUCAAGGCUGCGGGACGGGAGGACUUAGUAGAGAGAGAGGAUGGGCAGGCGAAGGUGUUGGAGGAGUAUGCGGGUGAUGUUGAGACGAUGUCCGAGGAUGAUAUUAGGGAUGCUGUCAGCAAGACGGUCGCGGAGGUGAAGGCUCAGGCUGGUGGCAAGGCGAAUAUGGGCGAUGUGUUGAAGAAGCUACUUGGAGCGGGAGGAGAGCUUGAAGGGAAACCGGUGGAGAGAGCGGAGGUGGCGAGGAUAGUCAAGGAGGCGUUGGCGACUCCUUGA
This is a messenger RNA of Saxophila tyrrhenica, 591 nucleotides long. RefSeq lists its product as uncharacterized. The coding region runs from base 1 to 591 and encodes 196 amino acids. NCBI's taxonomy places the organism in Eukaryota, Fungi, Ascomycota, Dothideomycetes, Mycosphaerellales, Extremaceae. The transcript has a single exon. Gene Ontology annotation, molecular function: carbon-nitrogen ligase activity, with glutamine as amido-N-donor. The record is from RefSeq and is a predicted model, not a curated record. Gene Ontology annotation, cellular component: mitochondrion.